Messenger RNA from Didymella exigua CBS 183.55, 1332 nucleotides. Its product is annotated as kinase-like protein. NCBI's taxonomy places the organism in Eukaryota, Fungi, Ascomycota, Dothideomycetes, Pleosporales, Didymellaceae. The transcript is spliced from 3 exons. Gene Ontology annotation, biological process: protein phosphorylation; spliceosomal complex assembly; regulation of mRNA processing. The coding region runs from base 1 to 1332 and encodes 443 amino acids. Gene Ontology annotation, molecular function: ATP binding; protein kinase activity. The record is from RefSeq and is a predicted model, not a curated record.
AUGGGUUACGAAGGUGGAGAGUCGUUAACCUUUGGUGACAAGCUUCCGGGGUGGCUGGUAUACCCCGAGCGAGUUGAGUCGUAUCGGCGUGGAAAACUUCAUCCCGUGAAAAUCGGCGACAUAUUUCAAGCGGAUCGCUACCAGUACAAGAUCAUUCGCAAGCUGGGCCACGGGUCGUUCUCAACUGUGUGGCUCGCGGAGUGCACUAGUAAUCCUCGGUACGUCGCAAUCAAAAUCUUGAGCUCCGACGCGUCCAGUACGUCCAAAGAAGUACACAUUAACCGGAUCAUACGUGCCAACGCCACUGCACGAGGCCACAUCGUUACACUUCUGGAUAGCUUCAAGCACGAUGGUCCGAACGGUGAGCAUGAGUGCUUGGUCUUCGAGCCCAUGGGGCCCGCUGUCGCGGCAUGUUACGAUCCUGACUAUAAUCCAAUCCAUGCUUGGCAGGCCAAAUCGAUAUGCAAGCAGCUACUAACGGCACUGAAAUGCCUUCACGACUUGGGAAUUGCGCACAGUGAUUCAAAUCCUGGAAACCUGCUUCUGUCCCUUACCAUCCCAAUCCAACAACCUUCCUCUGGAGGCAAAUGCUGGUCUACAGGGGUCAAAGGCAAUCCACAAAUUCCUGAGCGCAUCUAUGAAAACCGGCCGCUUACGGAGUUCUGGGAUCGUGAAGUUCCUGUUGAGCUGAAGCUCUCUGACCUUGGUGCCGCGUUCUUCUCCAAUGACCCUCCUGCGACACCAGUCAUCGCAAUCGGGCUGCGCGCCCCCGAGGUCGUACUCCAGUCCAGUUUCGAUCACCAGAUUGACAUCUGGAGCUUUGGCUGCCUUCUGUUCGAGCUCUUCACUAUGGCACCUCUGUUUGUCAUGCCACCAUUCAACCUGGCGCGCACCAAUACCGACCAUCUGCACGGAACGAGCAAUGAUAACAAUCUCCCCCAGGAGGGUGAUGGCGAUUUCCUUCCAGGAGCAGAUUGUAACGACCAAGCCCUCCAGAAAAACAACGACGAUCAUCUCCUCCAAAUGAUUCACGCCCUCGGACCAUUACCUCCAGCGAUGUUCGAGAGAUGGCCUCGCGGGAAGAGAUAUUUCAAUAAGGAUGGAGAACAAAUUCGGUCAGAUGUGGGAGAGUCAGAGAUACCCAGUGAUAUCUUGGUUGGCGAUACGCUCGAGCAAAGAUUUCAGAGGAGAAAGCCAAAAAAGAUGACAUAUAAUGAAAGUGCUGGACUCCUUGCAGUGAUAAGGUCCGCCCUAAAGUACGAUCCCAAAGAUCGCCUGUCAGCUGCUGAACUGCUAGCUCUUCCCUGGUUUAACCGUGAGUACAUAGAGUAG